AUGAAAUCAACUACCCCAACAUGUUUACCUCAUUCUGAAGCUUUUGUAGUUGGUGAUCGUCAAAAUUCCCCCGAAGAUUUGGUUUUUGAUCUUUUCAAAAUCCCUCAUCGAGAUGAGGCACAUGUGGGCAGACUUCUUUAUACUCUCAGGGGCUUUGGACUUACUUCUGAUGAUCAACGCCUAGCCCCAAUGCUAGAAAAAAUGCGGCAAUGUUUGGAUAUUGAAAAUAAUGCAGAAGCAACAACAACUACUGUUGAUGGAAUGCACAAAGUAACCAAUAAACAUGGUGAGGAAGUCCAUGGGGAAGAGCUUCAUUUUGGUAGACAUUUGGGCCGUGAACAAUUUAAAGCUUGUGUCCGUCCAUGUAUUGAUCUGGUUUCACGUGCACUUCGUAAUCAAUUAAUUAUACCCAAUUGGACAGAAUUUACUGCUAAAAUUAGAGAAAUUUUUGAAGAGUGUCGGUCAGAGGAAGGUGGAGAUGUUGCAACUUAUAUUCCUCAAUUGGCUAGAGCAGAUCCGAAUCGUUGGGGACUUUCAAUUUGUACAAUAGAUGGACAACGCUUUUCUCUAGGCGAUUCUCUUUUUCCUUGGUGUUUUCAAUCAGUCUCCAAGGCAUUCAAUUAUGCAAUUGUUGCCUCAAUUUUGGGUGAUUAUGUUCAUUCUUUUGUUGGACAUGAACCUUCUGGAAGGCUUUUUAAUGAAAUUUGUCUUGAUUCUAGUGGAAAACCUCACAAUCCAAUGAUUAAUUCUGGGGCUAUAAUUGUCACGUCUUUAAUGAAGAAAGGCUUGCCUAUGGCUGAUAGAUACGAUUUUGCAUUGAAUGAAUAUAAAAAGUUGGCUGGUGGAGGAUAUAUUGGCUUCAACAAUGCAACAUUUUUGUCAGAAAAGAAGACAGCAGAUAGGAAUUAUGCAUUAUCCUACUAUAUGAAAGAAAAUAAAUGUUUUCCUUCUGAUAUAGAAAGUAUUCGAGAUGAAUUGGAUUUUUAUUUUCAAUUGUGUUCUUUGGAAACUAAUUGCGAGGCUGCUGCUGUAAUGGCUGCUACUUUAGCUAAUGGAGGAGUUUGUUCAUUAACUGACCAACCAUGUAUUCAAAGUCGGGCGUGUCGUGAUGUUCUUUCUUUAAUGUAUUCCUGUGGAAUGUAUGAUUAUUCUGGACAAUUUGCUUUUGAUGUUGGGUUACCUGCAAAAUCUGGUGUUUCUGGUGGAAUGAUUUUGGUUUUUUUUUUAAAUUUAUUUUUUAAUUAA
This is a messenger RNA of Meloidogyne enterolobii, 1245 nucleotides long. Lineage: Eukaryota; Metazoa; Nematoda; Chromadorea; Rhabditida; Meloidogynidae. The record is from the annotation of a GenBank genome assembly.